AUGGCUGCUGCUGCUCGUACUCUUCGCAUUGGUCUCAUCCCCGGUGACGGCAUCGGACGGGAGGUGAUCCCGGCUGGUCGUCGUGUCCUGGAGUCUCUUCCCUCGUCUCUGGGCCUGAAGUUCAGCUUCGUCGACCUCGAGGCUGGUUUCGAUACCUUCCAGCGCACCGGUUCCGCUCUGCCAGAUAAGACUGUCGACACUCUCAAGAAGGAGUGCGAUGGUGCUCUCUUCGGUGCUGUCAGCUCCCCGAGCACCAAGGUCGCCGGCUACUCUUCCCCCAUUGUUGCCCUGCGCAAGAAGCUCGACCUGUACGCCAAUGUGCGUCCCGUCAAGACCACUGCCGGCAGCAGCAACGGCAAGCCCAUUGACCUCGUCAUUGUCCGUGAGAACACCGAGGACCUGUACGUGAAGGAGGAGCAGACCAAGGAUACCCCCGAGGGUAAGGUCGCUGAGGCCAUUAAGCGUAUCUCCGAGCGUGCCUCUUACCGUAUUUCCAACAUUGCCGGUGAGAUCGCUCUCCGCCGCCAGAACAUUCGUUCCACCUCCGGUGUGGCCUCGGUCCACUCCUCUCCCAUGGUCACCAUCACCCACAAGUCCAACGUGCUGUCCCAGACCGACGGUCUGUUCCGUGAGACUGCUCGCCGCGCUCUCGCUGCUGAGAAGUUCUCCUCCGUGAAUGUCGAGGAGCAGAUUGUCGACUCCAUGGUCUACAAGCUCUUCCGCCAGCCCGAGUACUACGAUGUCAUUGUUGCUCCUAACCUGUACGGUGACAUUCUGUCCGACGGUGCCGCCGCCCUUGUUGGCAGUCUGGGUCUUGUUCCCAGCGCCAACGUUGGUGAUGGCUUCGCUAUUGGUGAGCCUUGCCACGGCAGUGCUCCUGACAUUGAGGGCCAGGGUAUUGCCAACCCCAUUGCUACUCUGCGCAGUGUUGCUCUGAUGCUGGAGUUCCUUGGUGAGGAGGCUGCUGCCGCUAAGAUCUACGCUGCUGUUGACGGCAACCUGGAUGCGGCUCAGUUCCUGUCUCCUGAUAUGGGUGGCAAGGCUACCACUCAGCAGGUUCUGGACGACGUCCUGAAGCGCCUGUAA
This is a messenger RNA of Penicillium pulvis, 1086 nucleotides long. It is a transcript of the gene lysB, whose product is annotated as homoisocitrate dehydrogenase lysB. Gene Ontology annotation, molecular function: NAD binding; isocitrate dehydrogenase (NAD+) activity; magnesium ion binding. Gene Ontology annotation, biological process: tricarboxylic acid cycle; isocitrate metabolic process. The record is from RefSeq and is a predicted model, not a curated record. Gene Ontology annotation, cellular component: mitochondrion. Lineage: Eukaryota; Fungi; Ascomycota; Eurotiomycetes; Eurotiales; Aspergillaceae. The coding region runs from base 1 to 1086 and encodes 361 amino acids. The transcript is spliced from 4 exons.